AUCAGUCUUCUUAGUGCAUCAAGUGAAAAAAGUUGGAAAAAAAGGAUUACCAGUGAAAAAAAAUAAGUGAAAAAAGUGAGAAAUAAGUGAAAAAAUAAGUUAAAAGAGUGCAAGUGGAUUUGUGAAAAUUUUAACAAGUAUUAAAAAAAAAACGACAGAUUAGAGCGAUGGAAAUUGAAGAAUACCCCGAAAUUGAGAUGAAAAAUGUACAAGAUGCGGAAGGAUGGGAAGAGAGGAGACGGCAGUUUAUGUCUCAACCAUCUACUGUAUCCAGUAGACGACUCCAGGCUGUAUGUGUACGUAGGGCGAUUAAAAGUUAUGGCUCAAAACGCGAUAAAAAUGUUAUCCUUGACUCUCUAAACAUGACUGUGCCUAAAGGAGUUAUUUAUGGCCUUCUGGGGGCAUCUGGCUGUGGGAAGACUACUCUGCUUUCUUGCAUUGUUGGACGUAGAUAUUUAGACUCUGGGGAAUUGUGGGUGGUAGGCGGACGUCCUGGAACACGUGGUUCUGGCGUUCCAGGACCUAGAGUUGGCUACAUGCCGCAGAGUAUAUCAUUGUAUGGAGAAUUUACAAUUAAGGAAACUUUCAACUUCUUCGGAUGGAUCAACCUUAUUCCCGAAAACGUUAUUGUAGAACGCAUGGAAUUCUUCCUGAAACUCCUUGAACUACCCGGACCACAGCGGUAUGUAAAGGGAAUGAGUGGUGGACAGCAGAGACGAUUGAGUUUUGCCAUAACCUUCCUUGCGGAUCCGGAACUAGUAAUUCUCGAUGAACCAACAGCUGGUGUUGAUCCACUUGUACGUCAGAAGAUCUGGGACUAUCUUGUGGAAUUCACAAAGCCCGGUGCGAAGACUGUUAUUGUAACAACGCACUACAUUGAUGAGACACGACAAGCUAACCUAAUUGGUCUUAUGCGUAGUGGAAAGAUACUAACUGAGGAAGCUCCAACAAUUCUAUUGCAACAAUACAAAUGCGAUUCCCUUGAAGAUGCCUUCUUGAAGCUAGUUGUGGCACAAACACAAAUAGGACGUCGCAAAUCAAUUGCAGCUUCACUCAUUCAGCAAAUUCGUAAAGCAAGCCUAGGCAAUGCUGACGACGAUGACGAUGAUGACAGUGAUAAAAGUAAGGAAAGUGAUGAAGAAGGUUCCAACAAGUCAAACCAUUCUGACGACGAGACAGGUGAUUUUGGUGAUCAUGUUAAAAAAACCAAAGUGGAAAUAGACACAACACCCCUACCGAUUAAUAUGCAGCUUCCAGAUGAAGAUGAAGUCGUCCCCAAGACACUUAUGGAACAUUUAACACUCUUCCAAAUGCACCACAUGAAGGCACUUAUUUGGAAAAAUUUACUCUGGAUGAUACGAAAUGUGGGUGUUUUGCUUUUCAUAGCUGUUCUUCCUGUUGUCCAAGUAUGCCUAUUCUGUGAAGCAAUUGGUAAAGCUCCGAUAGAUCUCAAGAUUGCUGUAACUAACAACGAACUCCUAACACCAUUUGAUUGCCCCAUAACGGCAGGAUGCAAUAGUUCCUACCUCAGUUGUCGCUACAUUGAUUUCCUCAAACAUUCUGGUCUAGAUGUUGGAAUUUACAGCACCUACAGUGAAGCUGAGGAGUCAGUUAAAGAUGGCGACACAUGGCUCGUAAUGAAUUUCCCCGAAAAUUACUCUCAAUCACUUUUAGAAUGGAUUAAUCUUGAUGACUUUGACAAUGACGAAGAAAUCUACAACAUAUCCAUGGUAUCCGUUGCUUUUGAUAUGUCCGAUUUUGUAAUUACAAGUUUCCUUAAGGUACAAAUUCAAACAACGUACUCAAUGUUUAUUCAAGAAGUAGUGAAAGAUUGUAAUAUAACUCAAAAGCAGGAUACACCUUCACCACUUUCCAUAAAUAUGACGGCUUUUGUUUCAGAAGUACCGGAUUUUCAAAAUUUCUCCGUACCAGCUGUGCUUCUUAUUCUAGCCUAUGCAGUCUGUGUCACGCUAACAACGGGCAUUAUGCUAGGUGAACGAACUACGGGAAUAUUGGAGCGCUUUAUGAUUUGUGGAAUAAGCGGCAUAGAAAUUCUAAUCUCUCACUUGGUCUCACUGAAUAUCGUUAUGAUGUUUCAAGUAGGAACUGUCCUAAUUUGUGUCUUCAUUGUCUACGACAUUAACAUUCAGGGAUCAAUCGUUCUUGUCAUUUUUAUGACACUCCUCAAUGCUUUCUGCGGAAUGUGCUUCGGUUUUGCCAUUUCCUGCACAACGUACGACGAACGCUUAGCCACUUACAUGGCACUCGGAAGUUUUAUGCCCUCCUUCGUUCUAUGUGGCGGCUUCUGGCCCAUUGAAGGUAUGCCAGAUGGUUUGCAACAGAUUGCCUAUGCCAUGCCAAUUACAAAUCCAACAAUUGCUCUACGAAGUAUCCUCCUCAAAGGAUAUGGUUUGGAGGAGUUUGAAGUUACUCUGGGUUUUAUAACAAUAAUUGCGUGGAUUUUUAUUCUUUUAGGAAUUUGCAUUACAUCUCUUAAGUUCAAAAAAGAAUAAUAAUAAAGAAUUCUUUAGGAAUCCGUCUCAAAUUGUCAAAAAAAAUAAAGUUUUAGUAGUUGUUUCAUUAAAAGAUUUUGCGGUGAUGGACAAUAUGGGAAAGAAUUGUUUGUAAUUUUUUUUUAAUGAAUGAUUUUGGAAAUAAAUUUAUUUGAAAAAAAAAGAAGAAAA
This is a messenger RNA of Lutzomyia longipalpis, 2684 nucleotides long. Its product is annotated as ABC transporter G family member 20-like. The record is from RefSeq and is a predicted model, not a curated record. The coding region runs from base 168 to 2513 and encodes 781 amino acids. Gene Ontology annotation, molecular function: ATP binding; ABC-type transporter activity; ATP hydrolysis activity. The transcript has 5 exons. NCBI's taxonomy places the organism in Eukaryota, Metazoa, Arthropoda, Insecta, Diptera, Psychodidae. Gene Ontology annotation, cellular component: membrane.